UCUGACCUCUGCUAACCCUUCCCUCUCUGCUCCCCUCCUCCUCCCCCGUGGCGUGGCAGGUCUCUCAGAAGUGCCUCCCUGGCACCCGGGCAGAUGGGACAGUGAUGGUCUGAGGCAGCAGGGAGGUGCUGGAGUGUGGGAUGUUGCGCUGGACGGUGCACCUGGAAGGAGGCCCGCGGAGAGUGAACCAUGCAGCCGUGGCCGUGGGCCACAAGGUGUACUCCUUCGGGGGCUACUGUUCUGGGGAGGACUACGAGACGCUACGACAGAUCGACGUCCACGUCUUCAACACCGUGUCUCUCCGCUGGAUGAAGCUCCCCCCGGUGAGAACCGGCGGUCGUGAGCAUGCCAGGGAGGUUCCCUACAUGCGUUACGGCCACACAGCCGUGCUGCUGGAGGACACCAUCUACAUCUGGGGAGGCAGGAACGACACAGAGGGAGCCUGCAACGUGCUCUACGCCUUCGACGUCAACAGCCACAGGUGGUUCACUCCCAAGAUCUCGGGGACGGUGCCUGGGGCUCGUGACGGCCACUCUGCCUGCGUCAUGGGCAAGGCCAUGUUCAUCUUCGGGGGCUAUGAGCAGCUGGCCGACUGCUUCUCCAACGACAUCCACAAGCUGGACACCACCACCAUGGCCUGGUCUCUCAUCAACGCCAGAGGAACCCCGGCACGAUGGAGAGACUUCCACUCUGCCACCAUCAUCGGGACUAAAAUGUUUGUAUUUGGAGGCCGAGCGGACCGCUUCGGUCCCUUCCACUCCAACAACGAGAUCUACUGCAACAAGAUCAAGGUGUUCGACACAGAGACCAGCUGCUGGCUCAACACACCCUCUGCACAACUACUGCCUGAGGGAAGACGCAGCCACUCAGCCUUCUCGUGUGAUGGGGAGCUCUACAUAUUUGGAGGCUACAAUGCCCGCCUGGACCGCCACUUCAACGACCUUUGGAAGUUUAACCCAGAGGCGUUCUCCUGGAGGAAGGUGGACCCCCGAGGAAAAGGCCCAUGUCCCAGGAGGAGACAGUGCUGUUGCAUGGUGGGAGAUCGCAUCAUCCUGUUCGGAGGAACCAGCCCCUGUCCAGAGCAGGGCAUGGGGGACGAGUUCAACCUGAUGGACCACUCAGACCUGUACAUCCUAGACUUCACCCCUAAUUUGAAGACGUUAUGCAAGAUAGCUGUUAUACAGUACAGCCUGGAGCAGUCUGGGCUGCCCCAUGAUAUCAGAUGGGAGCUGACAGCCAUGACCACCAACAGCAACAUCAGCCGGCCCAUCUUCUCCUCUCACGGCUGACCCCGCCAGCCUCCUGAGGAACCACAACCUUCUCUCAGCCUUUCAGGAACACUGGCUCUUUUACUCAAGCUGGUCUGGACAGACUUUUUGUCCAGUUUGGAUCAGGACUUUUGGGUUUUGCUAUAUCCCAAGACCCAACAGCGGCUGAACUGUCCUGGUUGGUACAGAACACUGAGGGACUCUGGUUUCUAAUGUUUCUGAAAGGUGCUCCUCUGUGUUUUGGUUGUUCCAUUAUACAGAACUCAAUGAAAAUCAAGUUGACUAUUUAACAUGACAGUAUUAUGUGCAGAAAUAAUCAUUCAACACUGAAUGUUUGUUAUUUUUUGUAAUGAAGAUUUUGUUUUUCUCACCGCUCUGAAGAGUUAGAGACUGUCCACAACGGAACAACAACUCUCUCGCAUCUCUCUCGCCUCUCUCUCGCCUCUCUCUCUCUGCCUCUCUCUCUCUGCCUCUCUCUCUCCAGCCUCUCAAGAAAUCUAAUCAGCCUAUGAUAAUCAUGAAUUUUAAAUAUACACUGAGGAAAAGGUGAUGUACAGAGAGGAAGGUUGUUGGUCGUCCCUCUGGAGUUUGUCUCUCCCAGACGUCUGCUCGUGGGCCUCAUGUUUAACCACCCUCUGACACCAACUCUCAUCUCUCUGUACAAAGCUGCUCCUCCCCAGAAGCAGUGUGUUCUGGAUCUAAACACACCUGGCUCAGUACAGAGGUGCCAGUGACCUCAAGGUCACAACAGUAUGUUACCUGUGUUCUUGUUUCAGUAUGAGGGAUUUUACUCUGCAGUGCUCUGAUAGGCAGCUUGUCUCUUCACCUGCCCAUCACAAGGGGCUGGCGAGGUCCUUUUGAAUGAUCCAAAGUGUUGCCUUGUAGAGAGAUCCAACCUUUUCCUGACACCAGUCUCAGGUUUAUCUAACGUUGCUCCACUAUUCAUUUUCUAGUUAAAAUGUAUUUCCCCUCGUAAACAGCCCUCAUGAUUAUUAGAACAGUCUCUCUAGGGGUUUGAGAACAUGGAUUCUUCCAGCUGCUCAGUGCCAUUAGUUGGGCAGCUUUCCACUCACUAUUUGUCUCAUUUUUCCAGUUAGUUGUUUUUUGUUUUAGUGCCAAAUAUACAUUUUAAUCAGAAUGAGGGGUUGAAAGGUGUGUAGUUGGUGUUUACCUGUGUAACACGUGGCCCUCGCUACACCUGGACGAUACUGGCCGGACCAGAGGACGCUGAAGCUCUGCUCUGUUCAGCCUGCUGUGAAGGAGAACAUGUCUGCUGUACUGACCCUUCUCUCAUCAUGGAGCAGCCAUGGACACUAUGCCUGGCAGCCAUGUGAUGUCAUGCAGCUCAUGAGACACAUGCGUCUUUGAGUCAACGUGACUCUUGGCCUGCCGCUCCGCUCCAACAAAAAGGAUGUUCAAGGGUUAUAUUCAGGGUUUGGGUUAUAUUUAGGGCUGAUUUGAGGAACAUCCAUAAGAACAAACAACAACAAAAAACUAUUCAAUAAAAAUACUUUGAUCAAGAUCAAAGUAUUUAAGUAUCACUGCAGAUGUGAGAAAGUACAUAAUUCUUUAACUAUUGGUUUUAAAAUCUGGUUGGUUUGGUAUUUUGGUUUUAGCAGUUACAGAUCAAGCCAUUUUCCAUGUCUGGCCUGAUCUCUUCCGUGGUGGUGUAGUUCCUGUGCUCCCAGCUGCUCCAGAUCAGCUCCACUCAGGAGAGACCUCCCGAAUCAGCAGGCUCUUCCUGUCUAAACAGGAAGUACCGUACACUAAAGGUCUACACUAACUGGUGUCCUCUCCUGUCCAGGCCUAACGGAAGGACAUGCUCGUGCUGCUUCUUGCCUCAGUUUCAUUAGACUGUUUACUCACAGGAGGUUAGAGAAAUUAUGUUUGUAGAAGGUGUAUUCACAGACCAGCAGUGCCAACGCGACUCAGAGAGUCUAGUCCCCUUGCUACAGAGGGAGAGGGACACGUCACCCAGGGGGAAUCCCUCCACCCUGCACUGUCCAGCCAUGUAGUGGCCAAAGCUCUCAAUGGGUCUGCCUAUGAGUUAAACAGCAAAAUAAAUGGACAUGGAAAAUGA
Molecule: messenger RNA, 3348 nt
Organism: Osmerus eperlanus (European smelt)
Lineage: Eukaryota; Metazoa; Chordata; Actinopteri; Osmeriformes; Osmeridae
Gene: klhdc3
Product: kelch domain containing 3
Exons: 10
Coding region: 141-1289 (382 amino acids)
Cellular component (GO): cytoplasm
Molecular function (GO): protein binding; chromatin binding
Source: RefSeq, a predicted model, not a curated record